AUGGACCGAUCUGUCGAAGACGAGAGCUCUCUCAGUAAAGCACACGACCAAUUUCCCGAGAGGGUCCAAGUCAGACUGCACCGCCUAAAGGUAAAGGAAGAAGGUCCAUUCAGUCAAAGGAAGCAGGUAUAUCUCCGACUAGAACAUGAUGAGUUUGUCGCUGGAAACUUCGACGACAUCACAACGCAAUACUCGAGUCAAAGUCCACGUCGUCAACUCGAAUACUGGGUGCACUUCUAUAUGAAUCAACACCGCAGCAGAGCCGCUGGCCUCUUUCAAACGCACGGUCAAGAGGAGAAAUACCGUGUGAUGAAUGUUGGAGGUCUCUGCACCUGCGGCUGA
This is a messenger RNA of Fonsecaea monophora, 342 nucleotides long. RefSeq lists its product as hypothetical. NCBI's taxonomy places the organism in Eukaryota, Fungi, Ascomycota, Eurotiomycetes, Chaetothyriales, Herpotrichiellaceae. The transcript has a single exon. The record is from RefSeq and is a predicted model, not a curated record. Bases 1 to 342 code for a protein of 113 amino acids.